AUGGGGACCCCUCCUAUCCUCGGUGGCACGGUGGAAUACCCCCGAUGGCGGGAGCACCCCGAAAACAAAGUGAACACCCCCAAAUCAGCGGGGGGGGCUCCCGAAAUCGAGGGGGACCCCUCCCAACCUCUUAGGGGUGGUGGAUUACCCCCCGGGGCGGGGGUACCCCAAAACCUGGGGGUAGCCCAAAACCGGUAUGUGGGCCCCCCGAAAUCGAGGGGGACUCCUCCCAACCUCUUCAGGGCGGUGGAAUACCCCCCGGGGUCGUGGGUACCUCAAACCCGGAGGGCACCCCAAAACCGGCAGGGGGCCCCCGAAAUCGAGGGGGACCCCUCCGAACUUCUUUGGGGUGGUGGAAUACCCCCCGCGGCGGGGGUACCCCAAAACCUGGGGGUCACCCCCAAACCGGCAGGGGGCCCCCCGAAAUCGAGGGGGACCCCUCCCAACCUCUUCGGGGUGGUGGAAAAAACCCGGGGCCGGGGGCACCACAAAACCGAAAUAUACCUGCAGAUCUAUGGUGAGCUAGCUGGUCCGGUAGAAAAGGAAAGGAACGCAGCCAAGAGGAAGAGGGAAAAGGUGGUGGUCCACAAAACCCCCCGGAAUCGUCCUGUGAGCAAAUCCAUCAUGGAAGCCUUGUGGACGACAUUUAAAAUGAAGCAUCAGGUCAGGACCGCUGAAGCAGUGAGACUGGCCGGAGAUUUGGCGAUCUCCUUUCCACAGGUUGCAGCCUUGUUCCAGAGCACCAGAAGGAAACACCAGGAAAUGGCUAAGGUCCAGAAGAAGGCGACAAAGUCUGCGCAAGAUGAAGUCUUCCAUAGCCCACUGCACGUGCUCCCCUUAAAACGGAUUGCCCCAGAGCUGCCCCUUGCUCGCUCCAUCGGGCAAUCUGGGCAUUCCAAUUCUGAAAACGUCAAACAUAAGCCAUUGAAAAGGGCAGACUUUCAUAUAUUCUUGAAGGAUUUCACCCGAUUGAAAUUGCAUCGUGAAGGGUUUGACCUGAAUAAAAGUUUUGUAGAGGAAAUUGCUCUAAAUCACCGUUGGCUUCCAAGUUCUAUUCUAAAUUGA
Messenger RNA from Tachyglossus aculeatus (Australian echidna), 1065 nucleotides. RefSeq lists its product as uncharacterized. NCBI's taxonomy places the organism in Eukaryota, Metazoa, Chordata, Mammalia, Monotremata, Tachyglossidae. The record is from RefSeq and is a predicted model, not a curated record.